AUGUAAGUAGGCAAUAAUGCAGAAGAAGAAAAAAAGAAAAAAGAGAAUGAGGAGGAAUCAAAAGGAGUUGUGACAAUUAAACGGAGAUUGAUAGCUUCUUUUGAUCUUUUCUAAUUUAUGCCUGUUCCCAAAACUGAAUAGGUAUCUUCUAGAAGAAGUUUAUAUGGAAGUCUUUUGAUGAUAGGAUGUUUUUUAGCCUAUUUUAUUUAUACUCUCGUCGCAUUCAUUACAAACAACAGUCCAACAGUAAAUCAGUACGAAGAAAUCUUGGACGCCGUAAAUGUAACAUUACCAGACAUAGCUUUUGGAUACUUUUUUGGAGAUCCGUUUACAAAAACCAUAAAUGACCCUUCAAUCUUCUAUUUUGAGAUGUUCUAAGUAACUAAAUUCUAAGACGUCUCAAAAAAAGAUGUAAAAACAUAAAUCCCGUUACAAUCUUGCAAUCCUGAUUGGGUCCCAGCUUCUAAUUUCACUAUUCUUUGCCCAAAUGUGUCUGGAAAUAUGUCAGGAGCUCUAUAUCAGACUCCGGAGUUUACUUAUCCAAGAGUUUAAGUCAAUUACUGCAGUUAAGGAGGCAACACAUCCUGUAUAAGUUAGUAAGAAAUUGCAUAGAUUGCUGCUGGUGGAAGAAUUUUAUUGUAUGUUCGGGACAAUUCUCCAAAUUUCGAUCUUACAACCGGACAAUCUGUAGAGAGUGUGCCCUAUUCUACUUAUUAAUACUUUCUAAUGCCUGGAUUAUAUCCUAGAACUGAAAUUUUCUUCUAGCUUGAAAAGUACACAAUUAAACCGGAUUUCUUGAGAAGAUGGCAAGAUGAUGUUAGAACUUUUUUGAGCACACAAAAAAUUAACAGUUGGAUUACUAAUGUAAGUGUGUAUAAUACUUACAAUGCGUAUCAAAUAGGAUUUCGGACAGAAUUGACAUAAUAAAUCUCUGUUUUAACUUAUUAAACAUCCUUUGAUAUGAUUUCGAUAGUGGGUGCAUUUUGGGGAGUUUUAUUCUCAACUUUUGCAGCAUAUUUUUUAGUUUAUAAUUAAAAUACUUUUUAUAGAGAGAAUAAAUAAUGGGAAGAUUUUGGUAAAAAGAUAGGUGUCAGAAAAGCAGCCGAUGUCUUUAAUUUAACCGAAGAAGCUCCACAUUCUAAAGUAAACGAUUCUAUUGUCUUUGAAAUGACAGAAAUUCAUCAAGAGAAUAACCAUUCUUAAAAUGAACAGAAUGGAGUUUGA
This is a messenger RNA of Paramecium tetraurelia, 1224 nucleotides long. RefSeq lists its product as uncharacterized. The transcript has 7 exons. Gene Ontology annotation, cellular component: nucleus. Gene Ontology annotation, biological process: reciprocal meiotic recombination. Gene Ontology annotation, molecular function: double-stranded DNA binding. Lineage: Eukaryota; Ciliophora; Oligohymenophorea; Peniculida; Parameciidae. The record is from RefSeq and is a predicted model, not a curated record.